Molecule: messenger RNA, 1848 nt
Organism: Tripterygium wilfordii
Lineage: Eukaryota; Viridiplantae; Streptophyta; Magnoliopsida; Celastrales; Celastraceae
Product: BTB/POZ domain-containing protein DOT3
Exons: 6
Coding region: 1-1848 (615 amino acids)
Molecular function (GO): protein binding
Source: RefSeq, a predicted model, not a curated record
AUGAUGAAGUCUCUCCCUGCAGGUAUUCAGCAACAAAGUGAUGAAACCGAUGAUCAAGGCAUAGUAAUUCAAACCAAAGCCAUUGCCUUCGAAAAGAGAGGCCGUACAUGGUUUGUCGCCUCUCAAAUUCCAUCAGACUUGUGUAUUCAAGUUCAAGAUACCACCUUCACAGUUCAUAAGUAUCCGCUGGUGAAGAAAUGUGGGUACAUAGGCCGACUAGAACUUCAACCUUCAAUCUCAAACUUUGGGUAUGAACUGAAGCUCGAGAACUUCCCAGGUGGAUCGGAGACGUUUCAGAUCAUUCUGAUGUUCUGUUAUGGUCUUCCACUGGAUUUAAACCCCAACAACAUAGCUUCACUAAGAUGCGGAUCGCAGUUUCUAGAGAUGAGCGAAGAGUUUGAAGAUGGAAAUCUCAUAACCAAAACAGAGGCUUUCCUCACAUUUGUCAUCCUUUCUUCAUGGAAAGAUGCCAUAACUGUUCUCAAAUCAUGUGAAAACCUCUCUCCCUGGGCUGAAAAUCUCCAAAUUGUACGCAGAUGCUGUGAUUCAAUUGCUUGGAAGGCUUCUCGAGACGACGAAGCCGCAGGAAAUGCAGUCCAUGAGGAAGGCUGGUGGUUUGACGAUGUCGCUAGCCUUCGCAUCGGUCAUUUUAUGAGAAUCAUAACUGCCAUCCAAGCGAAAGGAACAAAACCAGAUAUCAUAUGCAAAUGCAUAAUGCACUAUGCAGCAAGAUGGUUGCCCGGCAUGGAGAUGGAGUUAGAGGGACUAAGAGGGUAUGGAUAUGGAAAUAAUGAAUUACAGUUCAGUAUAGAAAGUGGAAGAAUGGAAGAUGGGAAUGUUAGGCACAGUACCAAGGAGCAGAAAACAAUCAUUGAAAGCCUAAUAAGCAUACUUCCUCCUCAACAAGAAGCUAUCUCAUGUAAAUUCUUGUUGAAGAUGUUGAAGAUAGCCAUGGUUUAUUCUGCAGCGCCGGCUUUGAUUUCAGAACUCGAGAAGAGAGUGGGAAUGGUCUUGGAAGAUGCCAAUGUGAAUGAUCUCUUAAUUCCAAUGUUCAAAAAUGAAGAUCAAGCAAAAACAAUGAAUUCGCCAGAACCACAAACAAUGCACAACAUAGAUGUGGUGCAAAGAAUUGUAGAAUACUUCUUAAUGCAUGAACAGCAUCAACAACUGCAAACAAUGUCUGAAAAAUCUAGUAUCAGUAAGCUUCUGGACAAUUACCUAGCUGAGAUCGCAAAGGACCCAAAUCUCUGCAUCACCAAGUUCCAAGUCUUUGCAGAAGCUCUUCCGGAAAACGCUCGAGCAUGUGAUGAUGGACUUUACAGAGCCAUUGACACCUACCUAAAGACUCAUCCCUCGCUCCCCGAGCACGACAGGAAAAGGCUAUGCAAAGUAAUGAACUGCAAAAAACUAUCACUGGAUGCAUGCGCCCAUGCGGCGCAAAAUGAUCGACUGCCUCUUAGAACAGUGAUCCAGGUACUGUUCGCAGAGCAAGUGAAAAUAAGGGAAGCGAUGCAAGGGAAGGAGCUGGCCGUUAGUGGCAAUAACUCAGAACAAGAACUUGACCUGCCAUCCACAAAAACAGAGUUUAAGAACCUGAAAGCUGAACUUGAGAUGACAAAGACAAGGAUGGCAGAACUGCAGAGAGACUACUCCGAGCUGCAACAUGAAUAUGAAAAGCUAACCGACAAGCAAAGAAAGACAUCGGGUUGGAAUUUCGCGUGGAAGAUGAUUAGAAAAUCAGCUCUUUUUCAGCGUAGGAUGGAGGAAGAUGGAAAUGGAGAAAGGAGGGCAAGCUCCAAUUCAAUUGGUCGUAAAGUCAACUUAAGAAGAAGAUUAUCCAUAUCCUAA